Messenger RNA from Eutrema salsugineum, 5338 nucleotides. RefSeq lists its product as uncharacterized. The record is from RefSeq and is a predicted model, not a curated record. The transcript has 39 exons. The coding region runs from base 329 to 5128 and encodes 1599 amino acids. NCBI's taxonomy places the organism in Eukaryota, Viridiplantae, Streptophyta, Magnoliopsida, Brassicales, Brassicaceae.
CAGUCUCUUCUUCUUCUCUCAUAACGUUUCUCUGUCUUUUACUGGGAACAAACAUUCUCACAUUUUCUCACUCUGGGUUUUGAGAAACAGAGUCGAUUGAAAGGGAAAACAAAUCACUACAAAGUUAUCGAAAUCGUUGGGUAUCCACAUUUUUUUGGGCACAAGAAAGGUUUCUGAUUUUGUGUUUCUUACUCUUCUUCGUUCUGAUUCGCUAUCAUCAUCAUCUUCUUCUUCUUCUUCUUCUUCUUCUUCUGUUUUUUUUCCUGGUCAGAUUUUGUGUACUGGGUAUCUCGGAGAGAAAUCAGUAGGUGAACCUAACUAGCCUAAGAUGAGCUCCAGGAGAUUGGUCAAGAGAGCAUUGAUUCUAGAUGAUGAUGAGGAUGAGGAUAUGGUUUACAGCUUCAAGGUCCUAUUACCUAACAGCACUAGUGUGCCCCUCACACUUACUAAUCCAGAUCCUGAGAUGCCAAUGGAGAGUUUUGUCAACCUGGUGAAGGAGGAGUACGAUAAAGCAAGAAAAAAUUGUGUGUUGAUGUCUAAGAGGACAAGGGUUGAUUGGAACUUGGGUCGAAAGUUUCAUCUCGAGUCAAAUGCUGGAAAGAUGAAAGGAGUUGUUCGCUUUGCCGCGUUUAAGCCCAACUUGUGCCAUAUAAUACGUCUGGAUGAUGGUUCUAAUAUAACUUCCACCAUGUAUGAGAACUUGUGGGAUUUGACUCCUGACACUGAUCUUCUAAAAGAACUACCUGAAAACUAUAGCUUUGAGACAGCUCUUGCGGAUCUAAUCGACAAUUCCUUGCAAGCUGUGUGGCCUUGUUCUGAAGAUAGAAAAGGAGAUCGAAGACUAAUUAGUGUGGAUGUUUCUGGUGAUCGGAUUUCAGUCUUUGAUACUGGGAGAGGAAUGGACAGUAGUGAGGAAAAUGCUAUUGAUAAAUGGGGAAAAAUAGGGGGCUCAUUACAUAGAUCUCAAAAAACCUCUGCUAUUGGAGGCAAACCACCAUACCUCAAACCAUUCUUCGGAAUGUUUGGAUAUGGAGGUCCUUAUGCUUGUAUGUUCUUGGGAAGACGUACUUUGGUGUCUUCCAAGACGAAGGAGUCCAAGAAAGUAUUCACUCUACAGUACAAGAAAGAAGCCUUGAUUGACAACCGGUCAAUCUCGGGAAAACGCUGGAAGACUGAUGGUGGCAUGAGGGACCCGUCGGAGGAGGAAAUGAAGUUAUCGCCUCAUGGAAGUUUCACUAAGGUUGAGAUAUUUGAAUCAGAAUUUGACAUCUCAAAAAUAUAUCAACUCCAGUGCAGGCUUAAGGAUAUUUACUUUCCUUACAUUCAGUGCGAUGAACUCUCCAAAACUGGGAGGACUGAAAGGCCUGUAGAGUUUCAGGUCAAUGGAGAAGAUUUGGCUGAGAUAACAGGUGGAGAGGUUGCGAUUACUAACCUAAACUCCAAGGGUGAAGAAUUUUCGUUUCAAAUUCGAUUCACUCUUACCAGUGAAAAUCGAAAAGGGAGACCUCAAGAGGCAAAUGCUCGCCUUAAAUUUGUUUAUUUUCCUAUCAUUCAGGGAAAAGAAAGCAUUGAGAAAAUUUUGGAGGGAUUAGAAGAAGAAGGAUGCAAAGUUUCCGAAAGCUUCCAGACUUUUGGUCGAGUUUCAAUAAGAAGGCUCGGUCGUCUACUUCCAGAAGUCCGUUGGAAUUCAAUACCGUUUAUGCAAAGAGGAACCAGAGCGUCUACUUUGCAGAAGUGUUGCCAAAGAGUAAAAUGCUUUGUUGAUUUGGAUGCUGGUUUUAGCCCAACGCCCUCCAAAACCGACCUUGCAAGCCAAAAUCCCUUCUCAGUGGCUCUAAGAAAUUUUUAUAGUAAAUUGACGGAGAAGGAGAAGGAUACUGAUGUCAAAAUUGUGAUUCACCGAGAAGGAAAAACACUUGGCAUCACACAGCUGGAGCAUACUUAUCAAGAAUGGGUUAUGAAGAUGCAUGAUACCCAUGAUGAAGAAGCUACAUCGGGUGAAGAUGACGCUAUUCUUAUAGUUGGAUCAUUGGAUAAAAAAGCUCUAUGCAUUUUGCGUGAUGCUGUGAGGGUGCACAAGGUAAUUACAAGAAAAGGAUUGUCGUGGAAACGUGGUCAGAAUAUAAAGAUUCUGAAAGGAGCUUGCGCUGGUGUUCACAAUAAUAAUGUCUACGCUACCAUCGACUAUUUUCUAAUAGAAGGGUUCGAGGACGAAGUAGGCGGUGAUACUCGGAUUUUAUGCAGGCCUAUCAAUUGCCCUGAAAAGGAGGGAUGCACACUUUCAAUCAUCGAUGGAGUUUCGAGUCUGGAACUUCAGAAGUCUUUAUCUCUACCGAUCACUAUAAUCGAUUCUGGAAAGUGCCUACCUGCAGAUGCGGACGAAUGGACUAACAAACUUGAGAAGCAACAGGAAAAGGCACCGUCAACAAUUGAUUUGCUCGCUGAGAGAGAUUGCAAAGAAUUGGACAUUGAUGGGGAAUUACCAGUUGGUGAUUCUGUGCGUGUUGGGCGAGCUCCCCCGCAACAGAUUGUUGCAGUUGUCCGACCUGCAUGCUUCACAUCUCUAACACCGUCGAAGAAGAUGGACCAGUCGAGGAAGUUGGACCAGAGACAUAUUGUUAAGAUGGAUGGGGAAGAAAUGGUCAUGGACGUAAAAUUUCUAGACACAAAUAUGAAAUCAAGUGAUAAAACUGGUAAACAUAUGUGUUCGCAGCGCUUGUUUCCUACAUCCCGUAAAGGGUUUAGUGGUCUUUACAUCUUUUCGGUUGGGUCCAAGCUUCCGAACCUUUUCAACAAAGCUGGCACUUACAAUUUCUCUUUCUCUAUCGGAAACUCGAUAAGGUGCAAGAAAACGGUGGUUGUUAGACCUUCUUCAAAGGCAGCAAAGUGGAAACUUGACGAUAAUCAGGAGUCCCUGCUGUGCAACGUUCGGGUUGGUUCUUCUCUUCCACCUUUCCGAAUUGCGUGCUUUGAUGAGUAUGAAAAUCAGAUACUGUUCACUUCUGUUCCAAGCCUGGAAGUUGAACUGAAAGCUAACCCUGGAUUCCACCUCAAGAUUGAUAACAUUGAGGCUAACCUGAUAGAUAGAGGAUCAAUUCUCAAAAUUGAGAAUAUGCUUGUUGAGACUGAUGAGUUAGACCAGAUCAGACCAAAUUAUGAAGCAACCUUGGAGAUACGCUCAAUGGAAAAACCCUUUUCUGUUUCGGUCGCUUGUAAAGUGAAUCCCGGGCCUCUGAACCGUGUUGCAGUGAAUAAUCCCCAGGCUUUGGAAAAUUUGCUUCCCGGUUCAACUGUUGAAAAUUUUAUCCUGGAGAUGUUCGAUGGAUACAAUAACCAUGUUGCAGAAGGGACCGAUGUUCUGAUACAUAUUGAUGGCUAUUGUAUCGAACACUGGAUGGGCGUCAACCGUAAGGUUGAUGGUCGUGGCUGCAUUGAUCUCUCUGGCAUUCUCAAAGUCACAAAAGGCUAUGGGCAGUCUGUCUCAUUCUCUGUUAUGUCUGGUAAUGAAGAGAUCUUCAGGAAAGAGUCUCAAAUCGAGGAACGAGAGCUAAGGCUUGUAACAGAGCUACCUGUUUCAUGUGCUGCUGGUUCGAAUCUCGUAGACCUCAUCUUCAAAGUGACGGAUUCAGAUGGUGAUAUGGAUACUAGCAUCCAUCAUGACGAAAAAUUUGGGUGUUUCCACACCAUGAGCAUCGAUUCAGAUUCAAGAAACAUGCAGAGUGGAAUCAGAUAUGCCUUUGUCUACGGGUGUUGCAAAGUUCCUACUCUUUCCCUACCUGAGAACGAGGGUGUCUUUUCUUUCAGAGUGUUCCAUUCUCGAUAUCCUGAGCUUCAUGUGAAUUUAAAGAUUCCGCUAACGUCUGCUCCAACAGUUGAAAGAGAUGAGUUUGGGUGUUCAACACCUUAUUCAAGGACGACUACAACACCUCAAUCAGGGAUGGCUUCAACCACAUAUACAGGGUUGACUCCAACUCCCAAUUUAGGGUUGGAACAAACUCCAUGUUCACAGCUUGAUGUUAUGACCAUAUCGUCACUGGAUCUCAGUAGCCAAACCGACAUAGUUGAUAUAAUGCAGUACACUGAGCGUUUAAAACAAAAAAUCAGUAUAUACGGAGAACACCAAGUGGAAAUCGAGGAGCGCCUAAAAUAUUUGGAGGCUGAACAAGAACAGGCUGAGCAAGAAUUGACUACUUUGAACGCUUCUCUGGAACCUAUCAGUGCAGCGUUGCCAGAGUGCUUAUCCACCAGAGAGUCACUGAUGAGAGAAAUAGAAGAAAAGCACCAUGACACUGUAGCAUCAGUUUUCUGUUCUUUGUACAGAAAGGCUCCGCCUCCGCAGUCUCUAUUUCUGUCAAAGAAAGGAGUGUUUGGCAUAGUAGCGCUUCUUGGGUCAGUUGCAUCCACCUCACUAAGCAGGGCAUUAUCUGUAUAUUUGGGGAAAGACACAAUGCUUGCGUUGGUAUGCAAAUCAUCGAAAUUUGGACCGAAUAGUGCUGAUUACCUGAGGCUUCAAUCUGAAGCAGCUAGUCUUGAACGAGCUAUAACCAGUCCUCUGCUUAUAAUUUGUCUUGAUGCAACCAGACCUUGGAGUAGUGGACUUGUGGAAAAUGAUCAUCAGAGGAAAUUAGCCAUGGUUAACCCUUGCCAUCCCAAUGGAGAUCCUAUACCGGGUUUCGUCGGUUAUGCUGUGAACAUGAUCGAGUUGGCUUCAGAGGAGCUGAAUAUACAAACAAAAUCUGGUCACGGGCUAAGAGAGACGCUUUUCUAUGGACUUUUUGGAGACUUACAAGUAUACGAGACUGUAAAGGAUCUUGAAGCAGCGCUUCCUUACAUCAAUAGUGGAAAUGCUGUGUCCCUAGAUGGUUGGAUCUCCAAGGAAAACGGAUAUCUAUACUCCGGAUGCUGCAAACCAGAAAUUCACUUUCCGAUAACAGUAACAGAGAAGGAAGAAAAGGCUUUGAUUAAAUUGGAAAUAACAAGAGACAAGAAGAGAAAGGCGGAGAAGAUGAUAGUGGAAGAGAAUGGUUCGUUGCGGAAGCUACAUAAAAAGUUGAAGAAGACAACGAAAAAAUACCAACAUUUUGCAGCUAUGACAGUCUCUCAGGACAUAAGAAGAUAUGGAGAUUAAGGUGAUCGUUUUGGUGUUAUAGGGGUCAUUGAUUUUAGUUCUGAAACUUGUUUCUUAUUUCGGUUAGGGCUGGUCUGUUGUGAAUAUGAUGAUCUGCAUUGUUUGGUUCAGUCUAUAUUUUCCCAUGUUUAUAAAAGCUUCUUUUUUUCAAAGCAUGUUUGUUAUUCGUAUGCCUAUUUUCAUUUAAUAUUAAGCUACAAGGAAAGAAAA